Molecule: messenger RNA, 1902 nt
Organism: Lodderomyces theae
Lineage: Eukaryota; Fungi; Ascomycota; Pichiomycetes; Serinales; Debaryomycetaceae
Gene: STP2
Product: Stp2p
Exons: 1
Coding region: 1-1902 (633 amino acids)
Biological process (GO): regulation of transcription by RNA polymerase II
Cellular component (GO): nucleus
Molecular function (GO): DNA-binding transcription factor activity, RNA polymerase II-specific; RNA polymerase II cis-regulatory region sequence-specific DNA binding
Source: RefSeq, a predicted model, not a curated record
AUGCAAACACCUGUAGCACAACUGAAACAUCAAACCAAACUACAUCCUACUCUGGCCACAUUGCAGACCAGUUUCAUGGAGAGUGGAAACCAGAACUCUAGCACAACCACAGUUGGUACGAUUAUUGAGAACAUGUUCAAGAUUGCUAUUAUUUCAUUCAUCGUGACCACUGUCAAAUCUAUCGUAGACACGAUUUACAACUUCCUUUCCCAAAAGUCUGAUUUUGUUAUCAUUCCAAAUCACUCAUUCAACAACUCCAAGGUAGAUGUGAAGGAGAUAGCAGCUGUCGAUGACAAACAUGAAGAUGAUGAGACUUUCAAUGACACUUUAUUUCCAUCUAUAGAUACGAAGAGAGACUCUGUUCCAUUUAAAGAAGAGCAGUCUGAAGAAUGUUUGAUUCCAACUAGCUGUUCGAUGGGACUAACAACGAGACUUUUGCCGGUAAAGAAUGCAAAAGGGGAGUUGGAAUGGGUAUUCACUGAAGAUGACUCUAUGCUAAACAAGGGUACAGAAUUGGAUGUAUUUAAGAUUCCACAACCACACGAUUUCAAAUUCAAAGACCACAAUGGCAACCAUCACAACCAACACCACCAGCACAAUCACAACAAUGAACUCUCACCCACCAUGUCAAAUUCAUCUAAUGAAACGACAUUGUCAACAAAAUUGGAAUUCAACAGCUCACAGAGUAAAGAGCAAUCUGUAUCACCCAAUGGAUCGUCACAUGGAUCCUCCUCACCAUAUAUGGGAGGCGAAGAAGAAGAAGCAGAAGAAGAAGAAGAAGAAUAUAAUGAGACAAGAGUCGGACAUGAACGUGACUAUACCGAUGGUGAACAACUGUUCUCCUGUCCACAUUGUGACGCCGUUUUUAAGAUUAGAGGAUACCUCACGAGACACAUGAAAAAGCAUUCCAGUGACAAGGCUUAUUCAUGCCCCUUCCACUUGCAAAGUAUAUACAAGGAUGAUAAUGAUAUUGUUCACAAAUGUCACCCAACCGGAGGGUUUUCGAGAAGGGACACUUACAAAACACACUUGAAGUCGAGACACUUCAACUACCCAAAAGGUGUCAAGCCCAAAAACAAACCCAACAGUGAAGGACAUUGUUCAAUGUGUGGAGAGUUUUUCAAUAGUGCUGAAAUUUGGUGUGAGAUGCACGUAGAAGGGGGCGAGUGUAAAUACUUACCUCAGGACUACAAAGGAAAAUCUAGACUCAAGAAUAGGUUAAAGAAGAAGCUACAAAAGAAUGAGGAAAUAACCGACCCUCAAUUGUUGCCGUUUACUUCGAAAGUUCUCGAGGAAGUUAAAGAGCAACGUAUGCAAAAGAAGUUGGCCAGGAAAGAGAGGAAAAAGAGGACUUUAAAGAAACAAAUCCAGCAGCAACAUAUCCUUCGCCAUGAUGUCGCCAAUCCAAGCUACCAACACCAUUCUAGCGUCGUCGCCAACGGUUCAAUGCCAACCUCUUCUCCACAACACAUGGAUACACCAGGUUCCAUGGCAUCCUCGUCGCAAUAUGAGUCGUCUUCAGUACAUUCACCAUUCACGCCCCUGACUUCAAAAUCCCCAUUGAGUUUAAUGACGAAUAACUAUGUCAAAGAGGACCAAUCUCAUCAUUCUCAACCGCAAUAUACUACGGCACCAUAUCAAUUUGAACAGAUUGAAACGGCACACACAGGCUCGGUUGAGCUGCUACAGGAGGACUAUGAUGACGAUUUUUGUCUCGAUGUUGAUCAGUUGAGUCCCCAAUCGACGCGGCAGUUUAACGAAAUGGUGGAGUACAUCAAGUUGCAACAACUGCAGCAAGGUAUGCAGGGACAGGGAUGUUUUCAACAACAACAACAACAACAACAACAGCAGCAGUAUAACUUUCAAACAUCACAGCAGGUAGGAGGUCAGUAUGUUGACUAG